AUGAGUAACGAAAGGGUAACCUACGCGGAGGUGAACCGGCAGAAGGAUUCGAAGAGGCAGCAAAGGGAAAAAAAGGACUCCAAAAGCUCUGUCACAGAAACCACGCCGGAAAUAACCUACACAGAGUUAAAUCUUCAAAAUGAGUCUCAGGAUCCUCAAGGGAAUAACAAGCAGUGCCGCUGCAGAGGUUUCCUAUCUCCUCCCGAGAAGCUGAUUGCUGGGAUCUUGGGACUCCUCUGCCUUGUUAUGGUGGUAAUAGUGACCAGGGUUAUUCCCUCUUCUGAAAUGCAGCAGUCAAAUAAUUCAUCUCUGGAAUCAAGGAUCCAGAAAGCAUGUCACUGUAAACAUUGUCCAGAGGAGUGGCUCAUAUAUUCCAACAGCUGUUACUAUAUUAGCAAUGAAACAAAACUAUGGAAUGAGAGUUUGAAGGACUGCAUUUCCAAGAAGUCUAAGCUGCUUUAUAUAGACAGUGAAGAAGAAAUGAAUAUAUUUGUAACUUUUAACAUCCUUCCUUGGAGUGGACCCUCCAAAGAAACCAAUGAUGGUGUACAGAUGUGGUCAAAUUUUUCUUCCAAGUGGGUCUCAAGUUCUACAAAAAACCUGGACAAAUGUUUCUAUGUAGAUUAUUCUAGAAAACGAAUAAGUCAAGCAUCCUGUUCAGAAAGAAGAUUGUAUGUCUGUAGGCAGCAAUUUCUUGAACUUACUUAA
This is a messenger RNA of Sorex araneus (European shrew), 708 nucleotides long. RefSeq names its product NKG2-F type II integral membrane protein-like. The coding region runs from base 1 to 708 and encodes 235 amino acids. The record is from RefSeq and is a predicted model, not a curated record. Gene Ontology annotation, biological process: stimulatory C-type lectin receptor signaling pathway; positive regulation of natural killer cell mediated cytotoxicity. Lineage: Eukaryota; Metazoa; Chordata; Mammalia; Eulipotyphla; Soricidae. The transcript is spliced from 6 exons.